Molecule: messenger RNA, 1217 nt
Organism: Musa acuminata subsp. malaccensis (wild Malaysian banana)
Lineage: Eukaryota; Viridiplantae; Streptophyta; Magnoliopsida; Zingiberales; Musaceae
Product: ferritin-4, chloroplastic
Biological process (GO): iron ion transport; intracellular iron ion homeostasis
Cellular component (GO): cytoplasm
Molecular function (GO): ferrous iron binding; ferric iron binding
Source: RefSeq, a predicted model, not a curated record
UGCCACGAGCCCGCCAUGCGCACCUGUUUCCAACCCCAUCCAUCUCCACCGUUCGCUUCGUCUCCCCGUCUCCCUCCUUACUAUAUCAACCCUUCGUUUCCGGUGUUCCCUCAUCCCAAUCCUCUCCCUUCUCGAUUCACCGGCGCUUCCUCUGACACUAUGCUUCUCAAGGCUUCUCAUCCUCUCCCUCUCCUCUCCCCCACAUCCUCGGAGGCCUCGCCGCCGCCUCCUGCUUCCCUCCGCCUCGCUCUGAGCCUUCCGAAAGUUCAGACCCGUCGCGGGCGCGUGGUCGCCGCUUCCGGAGGCCACGUCAUCACCGGCGUCGUCUUCGAGCCCUUCGAGGAGCUCAAGCACAGCGAGCUCUGCCUCGUGCCCACCGCCCCCGAUCAGUCCCUCGCUCGCCAAAAGUACGCCGACGACAGCGAGGCCGCCAUCAACCUUCAGAUCAACGUGGAGUACAAUGCAUCGUAUGUGUACCAUGCCAUGUUUGCCUACUUCGAUCGGGACAAUGUUGCGCUCAAAGGCCUUGCCAAGUUCUUCAAAGAAUCGAGCGAGGAGGAAAGAGGCCAUGCUCAGAAGCUGAUGGAGUAUCAGAACAAAAGGGGAGGGAAAGUGAAGCUUCUGCCGAUUAUUUCGCCUUUGACCGAGUUUGAUCAUCCUGAGAAAGGCGAUGCACUGCAUGCAAUGGAAUUGGCUUUGUCUAUCGAGAAGCUGACAAACGAGAAGCUACUGAGUCUACACAAAGUAGCUCAAAAGUGUAAUGAUGCUCAGAUGUCAGACUUUAUCGAGACCGAGUUUCUUGGUGAGCAGGUGGAAGCAAUUAAAAAGAUCGCUGAAUAUGUUGCUCAGUUGAGAAGAGUGGGAAAAGGACAUGGAGUCUGGCAUUUUGAUCAGAUGCUUCUCGAUGAAGGGGCUGCUGCUGCAUGAGCUUCGCGAGGAACACUGGUUGUGUCGAGUCCGCCAUCAUCGAAAUCGCCUUAGUCGUGUCUAGUCCAUCAUCAUCCUAGGAGGGUUGUAAUUUCUCUCUCAUCUUUGUUUCUAAUGUGUUUUGGGUAUUUGGCAGUGCAGUAAUUAAUGUGAACAAAAAGAAUGAGAGUAGAGAAGUCAGAGACUGAAUCAAUGUUCUUGCUCCAGUGAGAGUAGUACUACCUUUUCAGGUGCAGUAAGUAUGUUGUUGAUAAGAAUCAGUUAAUUAGUUACCACUUAGAAUCUUGCCA